This is a messenger RNA of Sander lucioperca (pikeperch), 1472 nucleotides long. Its product is annotated as FH1/FH2 domain-containing protein 3-like. Gene Ontology annotation, cellular component: cytoplasm; cytoskeleton. Gene Ontology annotation, biological process: cortical actin cytoskeleton organization; actin filament network formation. The coding region runs from base 94 to 1452 and encodes 452 amino acids. Gene Ontology annotation, molecular function: actin filament binding. NCBI's taxonomy places the organism in Eukaryota, Metazoa, Chordata, Actinopteri, Perciformes, Percidae. The record is from RefSeq and is a predicted model, not a curated record. The transcript has 9 exons.
UGUGUGUGUGUGUGUGUGUAGAAAGGACCGGAGACGAAGAAGGCGGAGCUUCUGGUCCUGGACCCGAAGCGGAGCAACGCCAUCAACAUCGGGAUGACCGUGCUGCCGGCCGUGCACGUCAUCAAGACCGCCAUCCUCAACUACGACGAAUUCGCCAUCAGCAAGGAGGGCAUCGAGAAGAUCCUGACCAUGACCCCCACAGACGAGGAGAAGCAGAAGAUCCAGGAAGCUCAGCUGGCCAAUCCCGACGUUCCCCUGGGAACGGCGGAGCAGUUCCUGUUCAGCCUGGCCUCCAUCAGCGCCCUGACCCCCCGCCUGCAACUCUGGGCCUUCAAACUCAACUAUGAGGCUCUGGAGAAGGAGAUCGCUGAGCCGCUCUUUGACCUGAAGCUGGGCAUGGAGCAGCUGGCGUCCAAUCAGACGUUCAGGAGAAUCCUGGCCACGCUGCUCGCCAUCGGAAACUUCCUCAACAGCUCCAACGCUAAGGGUUUUGAACUAGGUUACCUGGAGAAAGUGGUGGAGGUGAAGGACACGGUGCACCGUCAGUCUCUGCUGUACCACACUUGCAGCCAGGUGCUGGAAAAUUACCCAGAAUCCUCGGACAUCUACUCCGAGAUCCCCGCCAUCACACGCUCCGCCAAAGUGGACUUUGAGCUGCUGGCUGAGAACCUGGUGCAGCUGGAGAAACGCUGCAAAGCAUCAUGGGACAACCUGAAGGUGGUGGCGAAGCACGAGACGAAGGCGGUCCUGAAGAACAAGAUGACGGACUUCCUGAAGGACUGCACGCAGCGCAUCAUCAUCCUGAAGGUCGUGCACCGCCGCGUCAUCAACAGGUUCCACUCGUUCCUGCUGUUCCUGGGUCAGCCGUCCUCCUCUGCACGGGACGUCCGAGUGACCAGUUUCUGUCGGAUCAUCAGCGAGUUCUCUCUGGAGUAUCGGACUACCAGAGAGCGCGUCCUCACGCUCAAACGCAAACGAGCCGCUCACCGAGAGAGAACCAAGACCAGAGGCAAGAUGAUCACCGAGACGGAGAAGUUUUCUGGGGCGAUGCCUCACGAGGACUGCCUGUCGCCCGUCUCCAUGGCGACGGCGGCGUCGGAGGCGGAGGCGGCCCAGGAGUCGGAGCACGAGAACAUGAAGAACCUGCUGAGUGUUGAGCCCCGAGGCCCCAGACGCUCCAGAGCCGUCCGCAGUCUCGGCCGGGUGAGUCCGUCCCAGAUGUUCGUAGCCAAAGAAGAAGGGACCAACUCCCAGGACGACGCCACAGACGAGAUCAUGGACCGACUCGUAAAGUCUGUUACCCAGAAUCCCUCUGACCGGCCGUCCAGCCCCAAGACCCGCAAACGCUCGCGACUCAACAGGAAGUCCAUGCGGAGGACUCUGAAGAGCGGGCUCGGCGUGGACGUGGUUCAGGCUCUGGGACUCAACAGCAAGACGGCCGAUAAAGUGUGACGGAGCCUCGGUCACAUGAU